AUGAGCACAGAGCGGAAUAAACAAAAUCACACCGUAAAGCACAGGAUAACUCUAUCUGCGUGGGCGUAUGCAGUGCUGUCUGUUUUGUACAUCGCAUACUGCACACAAUAUACAUACGUGCUCAUAAAAGGCCUGCUCGCCAGCAUAAACAGCAAAGAUUUGCUGUGCUUUAAUCCCCUGCUCCUAAGCGUGCUUUCAUUUUCCGGGCUAUUUCUUUUAGUAUACGACCUGCGCCACUCUGUACACAAAGCAUUCAAACGGAUAGGAACAAAGUACGAGUACAAAAUCAAGCAAGAGUCUGUGGAUAUGAUGUAUGAGUCUGAGCAUAUGCUCAGAAUGGGCCACUACGAAACAGGCAAAGGACUAUUUAAAAUAGCAUAUAACAGCAUAUUCAUUCUCCCGUUGCAGAUUCCUUCUGUUUUUCCGAAUGCCAGCAUUUCUUCGUUCCUAACCGGGAUUUUAGUGCUUGGGCUGCUUUUCUCUGGAUUCUGCCUAGGAAACUACUUGGAAAACCAGGAGUCAAAUGUUGUAAAGCACUAUAUGCUAGGGUCUUUGGAAAAACGAAUGCAGGCGCUCUCCGAGAGAAUAGGAGGCGGACAAGUUGGGGGGCUGCUCACGCUGGGGGGCGUCUUUUUUAUGUACACGGCAGCUUCUCUUGUGCUUCACGGCCCGUACAGCGGGAGCUUCCUAGUGAACAUAGCGGUGCUUCUGUAUGCAGUGUGGUCUAUGCUUAUGUACGCGGUUAUUAGCAUGUAUGCAGGAUAUGUGUACUCUGAGUACAGGAUUCGGUACAUGAAAAGCGCAGGAUUCAGCCUGCCAGCAAUUGUAUACGUGGCAAAGGCUGUGCUCAAGAGCAUGCACAAAAUAUGCGGGAUAUCAAUAAUCUAUGGGGUCUGCAUAUUUCAGCACAUGUUCCGAUCCGAAGGAAGCAGCACGGCCUUCAAGGCGCAGAAAAUGCACAUGCGCAGAUACGACAGAAUCGAAAUGAAGGUCAUAAACUACAUAGUGCAGGAAGACUACUACUCUGGGCCAUUUGAUAGAAGGGAGAAGCCCAUGUCGAUGUACUGGGUGUGCACCAAGUCGAUGUUUGUGGGCGAGAGAAUCUUCGCCGAGGCGCUCCUCCUGGUUUUCCCACUCACGUACUUCUUGCUAGUGUUUGCAACUUUUUCAACUCCUCUGCAGAAAACCUAUACCAUUGCAUACGGGCUGCUUCAGAAGGCGCUGAACAUUGUCCUCAUAACAGAGUCUUCGAGCAACACCUUUUUGCUUCGAGAGCAAACAGAGUUUAUGCUGUACAUGUUCCUUAUGGGCAUGGCCGUAUUUUUUUUCCUUGUUGGCAGGCAGUCUUUCACGUGCAUGUGGGCAAGAGUGCCUUUCCUGCUUAAGGACGCGCACUUUGACGACCCGCAGAAAGUAACUGAAAAGUCCUGGGACGACCUGAUCCGAGACAUCCACCUAAUUAUAUACUCGCAGCCGCUGCCAAACGAAAUGUCGGCGUCAGAGGCUGCGCUAAAACAGUAUGACACCCGGCUCAUAUCGAUCCUAAACCAAAUGUAA
Molecule: messenger RNA, 1557 nt
Organism: Nematocida major
Lineage: Eukaryota; Fungi; Microsporidia
Exons: 1
Coding region: 1-1557 (518 amino acids)
Source: RefSeq, a predicted model, not a curated record